UCCUGAGAAUGAUGACUGACUGUCAUCUUGGGAGGAUAUUAGCACCUUUGCAAAACUUGACUCCAAAUUGUUGUUGUUGUUCCCCUCCUAAGUUCUCCAGUGCCCCAUCUAGUUACAUUUGAAGUUUGUCCCAUUGCCUGGAUAGGAUUAUGAUGAGGAAGAGCUCUGCUGGUGGUGGAAGCAACGUCCACUCUGGAGACCCCAGUUAUGAUCUCCGCUGGUUAAAUCUGCCACCAGCAAUGUUCCUGCCAUCAAUACACCCAGAAACAGAGUGUUCUUGGGACAGGCAGAUCUCAUUUGUUGUUUUGUUUUGAGGGUCCCCCGCCAUUCCAUUCGUCUCUUACCAGAUGUUUAGAGAGUGAUGAUCAGUGCUGUUAAAAUGCUACCAUAAUAUGCAAGAAAAUGCACCCACUUCAUUCACUGCAUUUAAAAGAGAGAGAAAUUAGCCUACCUUUGUGAGAAGAAAAGAUUUGUGGUGGAAGGAUGGAUGAGAGCACACCAGAAGAGCAAGGUACAGCUAAGCUUUCAAGGACUGAGGAUGCAUCCUUUGGCUCAUCAACUGUGGAGGAAGCUGGCAAAACGCUGGGAAUUCAGGAUGGUCUACAUAUGGCAUACACUGGAGGUGAAAAAAACACUUUGAGCACUGAAAGCCAAGAGUUGGUUCCCUCUUCACCAGCUACUGAUGCAAGUGGGAAUGUAGACCUGACUGAAGGACAGCUUGCUUCAGAUUUUCAUGGCGAUGGAGACUGUUGUGUGAAAUCAUUUGAAAUACAAACAAAAGGAUCUGUGAAAGCAGAUUGCUUGCCUAGCGGAGAUGAUAGCGAACAGCAGGUUUUGAAAACGGAUGACACAAAUCAGUCCCUGACGGACAUAUUGCAUGAUCAUAUGAAAAGGCCUUUGGGGGCCUGUUCAGAAAGCCCAUAUGACACAGAUUGUACCAAGAACCUUAUCUCAACUAUACGGAAUGCUUCCUCUCAGGAGGCUUUGUUAGAAGAAAUCGAGUCUGAACUUCUGUCAACAGAUCUAUUGAAAGAUCAUAAAGUUUCAAAUGGGGUUUGCAAGAGCGGGGCUACAUUGGCUAUAUUUGAAAAAUGCAUGCAAGACAAAUAUCUGCAGCAGGAACACACAAUAAAGAAAUUGAUUAAAGAAAACAAAAAGCACCAGGAACUAAUUUUGGACAUUUGUUCAGAAAAGGACAACUUAAGAGAUGAGUUGAAGAAAAGAACAGAAACUGAAAAACAGCAUCUCAUCAUUAUUAAACAGUUAGAGGCCAGAAUAGAGGACCUCCAAAAAGAAGUUAAAGCUGCUAAAGAUAAAUUGCUUUCCCAAGAUGCUGCUGCAAAGAAUGCUAUACAGCAACUACACAAAGAGAUGGCUUUUCGUACAGACCAGGCAAAUAAGAAAUGUGAAGAAGCGCGCCAAGAAAAGGAAGCCAUGGUAAUGAAGUACGUUAGAGGAGAAAAGGAGUCCUUAGACCUCCGGAAGGAAAAAGAAGUACUUGAAAGAAAAUUGAGGGAUGCAAAUAAAGAAAUCGAAAAGCAUACUAACAAAAUAAAGCAGCUUUCUCAGGAAAAGGCGCGGCUGCAACAGCUCUUUGAAACCAAGGAAGGUGAAGCUACCAGAAUGUCAAGAGAAAUAGAAAAAUUAAAAGAAGAAAUCAACUCUCAUGUAAUCAAAGUGAAAUGGGCUCAAAACAAGUUGAAAGCUGAAAUGGAUUUACAUAAGGAUACCAAAGAUCGGCUUAAAGAGGCAGCAACAAAGUUGACUCAAGCAAAAGAGGAAGCUGACCAGAUACGAAAAAACUGUCAAGAAAUAAUAAAAACAUAUCAAGAGUCUGAAGAAAUUAAAUCCAAUGAAUUGGACGUAAAACUCCGACUUACAAAAGGAGAACUGGAAAAACACUUGCAGGAGAGAUCAGAUCAUCUGGAGGUACAUCAUGCCAAAAUAAAAGAACUUGAAGAUGUGAAGCGAACAUUUAAGGAAGGCAUGGAUGAGCUGCGAACCCUAAGGACAAAGGUCAAAUGCCUAGAGGAUGAACGACUGAGAACCGAAGAUGAAUUAUCAAAAUACAGAGAAAUUAUUAAUCGACAGAAGGCUGAGAUUCAGAAUCUGCUGGACAGAGUGAAAAUUGUAGAUCAGCUGAAGGAGCAGCAUCAGAGAGACGAACAAGAGAUGAACUCUCUAAAGGAAGAAGUGGACAGUCUCAACACGCUGCUUACUGACUUCCAGAAGGACAUCGAUGGUAGCCGGAAAAGAGAAUCCGAGCUAUUGGUCUUCACUGAAAAACUGACCACUAAGAAUGCCCAGCUACAGUCGGAAACCAAUGCCUUACAGGUGCAGCUGGAUAAGCUCACCUACAGUGAGAGAGAGUCGCAGGAUCAGUUGGAACUCACCAGGCAAGCAAGAGAUGAGCUGGCAAGUAAAUUUCAGAAGGAAGAAGAGCUUCACAGAAACAACGUCCAGGUGCUGCAGGCAGAAUUGGCAUCUCAACAGAAAGCAUUCACAGACCUGAACACCCAGGCAGAUGAAUUAAAAGAUGAGUUGGUUACCCAGAAGCGAAAACAUGCAGCCAAUCUUAAAGACCUCACCAAGCAACUUCAACAAGCACGCAGAAAAUUGGAACAGCUUGAAAAUGGCAACUAUGAUAAAGAAGUCAGCAGUAUGGGGAGUCGUUCUAGUUCAUCUGGCUCUCUUAAUGCUCGAAGCAGCAAUGAAGACCGCUCCCCUGAAAACAGUGGCUCUUCCGUCGCUGUCGAUCAUUUCCCUGAAGUGGACAAGACCAUCUUGAUUGAGAGAAUAGUAAGGCUACAAAAAGCCCAUGCGCGGAAAAAUGAAAAGAUGGAGUUCAUGGAGGAUCAUAUCAAGCAGCUGGUGGACGAAAUCAGGAAAAAAACCAAAAUAAUUCAGAGCUACAUUUUGAGGGAAGAAGCAGGCACGCUGUCCUCCGAGGCCUCUGACUUCAACAAAGUGCAUUUAAGUAGGCGUGGUGGGAUCAUGGCCUCGCUCUACACAUCACACCCAGCCGACAGUGGGCUCACUUUAGAACUCUCUCUGGAGAUCAACAGGAAGCUUCAGGCAGUGCUGGAGGAUACCUUAUUGAAGAAUAUUACCCUAAAGGAAAACCUGCAAACCCUAGGAACAGAAAUAGAACGUCUAAUUAAGCAGCAACAUGAAUUGGAACAGAGGUUGAAGCAAACAUAAUUGAGAGCAAGACCAAGACGGCAGGAAAAAACACAGGUGCUCCAAACCUGUGGGUAUAUAAGGUAGAUGCCCGCCAGUGUCUUCUGCCAAUCCCUUGAAGCUUUAAGGAAAAAAAAUUGACAUGUGCUCAUGGGCAAGGUUACAAGACCUAGGCCCCAGUGCCUGCUUGGCCCGAAGUGACGGAGAUGCUGAACUUUUCUGAACACUGUUUUCAUCCCUAUUGCUUUUCACUGAAACAAGAUAUCAAGAUUUACAACUUAAAUUUAGAAAGUGUGCAAAAAUCUCUGCUUUGUGCAAUGAAAAUAUCCUGUUAAUGAAGAAGCUUGAAAAGAGAAUAGACUCCUGGGUGUAAUUUUUUGUUUGUUUGUCCAGGAGUAGGGGUAAAGAAGGAUUGGCUGUAUUCCAUUUAUUGCCCUCCAGGGCAUAAAUGUUUUCCCCCAAACGUGCAGAUAUUCUUGGAUUUAUUUAAAUAGUUUGAUUUUAUUUAUAACAUGCUUUGGAAAAGGGCUUCAUAGUAGAUGGUUUCCUUUAAAUAUACCAUCUUUAUGACAUGAUAAUGCAUAUUUUAUCAAUUGGAGAAGAGAGAGGUUUUAAAAAUCCCUGUUGACUCUUCAGAUGUGAAUUGGAUUUUUUUUUAAUUAAAGCGAAUAAAUUGAUCAAGAAAUUUCUACUGCAGUUAAUUGAUGUAAGCUGUUGAAAACCAGACGUGUACAUUUGGGGAUUGCUAACAAAAUAUGGUGCUGUGAGGCUUAAUCAUAAUUUUGAGGCCUGGGAAUAGUCUUGGUAAAUGGAAAUGGAAAUUGCUUAUGUUCAUUGCAACAAAAACAUGGGUGGUAAAACAGUAACAUAUCACAUUUCUGUGCAAGCAGUGACACUUCAUACUCCCAACAUGGAUGGAUCAACGAAAAAAGGGGGUUAGGUUACUGAGCUCAUUUUCACAAGCUGCACAAAUGACUAUGCUUUCUGCAGAGUGCACAGAAAAACCAUCCGCUACCACUUACUGCAAUUGUGGGCGACUACCAACUAUUUCACUCUUAACUACCUAGAGAGAGUCAUAAACAGCGCUCUCUCGGCCUGUAGCAUAUAUGUGAGCAACUAUUAAAUAUACAAAUAGUAAAGCAUUAGAAAAUAUUACGUCCGCAAAGGAUCUUGUUGGUAGACACAAUUUGGUCAGUAAAACUAAGGGAGAAAUGCUUGAGGGUCUCACCUGUUGGGGAAGGGAAGGGAAGGGAAGCAGGGCGCGGAUUUUAGCCUCGCCUCUUUCUCUUGCUUUGACAAGUACUAGCAUGAAUCUGUGUUUCCCAGCAGCAGCAGAGCAAGAGGGGGAGGAGGCUCCAGUUUCUUCUGCUUAAAUGUCUUUCUUCAUGUUCUUUUUCUUGGAGAGAGCAGUGCAUGUUCAGGUUUGUACUUGCCUGGUAUGAGGAGGAAGGUUUGGCAAAUGCUUGUCCUUCCACUUUUUCUCCCCUCCCGCUCCCCUUUCUGGAAGUUGGGGAUUAAAGUGAAUGCAUUAUUCUAACUAGAUUUUAAAUGAUAGACACUGUCCAGAAGCGCAUUGCGGGGGGUGGGGGAAUGAAAUCAUUUGUGACUAUUUUUAAAUAUAAACUAAUCAAAAGUCUAUCCACCAUUUUUCCAUAUGCUUUUCAAUUCUAAUUAACUUUCCUCCUUUUACUGUAUUCCCCCCACCCCACCCCUACACAACAGCAGCAACAAAAAACCCUUCUCUUGAACAGGGAACGAAGCCGCAGUUUCAGGUUGCGGUGUUCUGUUUGAUUGUUCAUUCAAAAAUACAAAAACUCCACCUGAAUUGUUGACAUAGUUGUGUGUGGCUCCAUCCCUCUGAAGUGUAUGGAUUUAGUCGCACUUUGAGAGAACUGUUUUUUGGGGGAUGGGCGGGGUGGGUGGAAACUAAACUAAACAAAUUCCUUGUAUAAAGAUGUAUAUAGUGCUAGAGUUUGUAUUUUUUUAAAAGCCAUCAUACAUUUCAUAUUUUUCUGAAAGUGUGAUACAGGUGUACAGUAGUAACAUAACAGUAAGCAAAACACGUUUGCCUUCCAAUUCAUAAAGUUAAAUUGUACACUCAUGUCACCUCUCUAUUUUGGGCAGUGGGCAAAGAAUGCUCCUCACUGUUGUACAUAAAUGGAUGUAGACUGCAAUCCUAUACCCACUUACCUGGGAGGGAGUAAUCCCAAUUGAACUUAAUUGGACUUGCGCCUGAGUAGACACCUAUAGGAUUGCACUGUUAGGCAUCCCCCCCCACCUGCAACUUUAGUUUUAAUUCAUUGAGUAUAAAUUAGAACUGAAAUAACUGAAACUAUAUAAGCAUGCAAGUUUUUAUUCAACUGAGCAGCCCACAAGAUUGAUUUUAAGGACCAGGUCUUCAGAAGUGGUUGCAUUUCAAAGUGUUUACAAAAAAACAGGCUUUCUUAAUGUUGUAUGGUAGGAUUGUAUUUAUUUUCAGAGCAGUGUAUCGUUCAGAGCACCACAAAAUUAUCCUAUGAAGCAUGACUGAAAAGUGUUACGUUCGUAAUUGCACUGAAGCUGGUUUAAAAUGUACUCAGGACUGCCUGGGUUUGAACUACCAUUUCUCCUUUCUGGAGAAUUGAUCCAGCAUGAAUAAGAGUUUGCAUUUUUCAUCUAGAUUUUUUGGGAUGAGGCAGAAGGAGUUCUGAAUGAAAAGUGAUGUGGUCAAAGCCAUGUUCACUUUGAUAUGCCUUAUUUCUUGUUCCAUUUUUAAUGAUGGAUGAUAUGAAUAAACCCAGAGGGCAUGGCGUCAGCUUGGACAGCAGCAUGCAAAGCCUGUGGGGAGUUAGCUGUGUGAAGCAGCUGCCAUGUGCAGAACUGGAUUCUUGCAUAUUGCCACAAAGCCGCCUGUUUGCAGUGGCAUGCAAAAUGCAUUUGGCAUGAAGCACUCACCUCCAAAAGCUCGACACCGGAUACAUGUGUAGCAAGCUUUCAAAGUGGCUACCGUGUGCUCCUGCUCUUGAGAGAAUGGUUUUAAAUAUGGAAGGAGCAGGAGAAUGUACUCCUUAUUGGAGAUAACUUACUCCUAAAUUGUUUUGCAUCAUGUAAGGCUCCGCUGUCUCUUCCCUGAGAUGUAUUGGUCAAUCCAAAGGAAAUAGUUUCUCUAGAAAACAAAUGACAGCUCUGGGAUAUCUUCAGUCUGACUGUGGUCAUUCAUUUUUAGAAGUGUAUUCCAGUACAUCACCUGGAACAGACAUAAAAAUCUCAGGUUAAUAAGCCAAGUUUUGUACAAGCUUUGUGCUUGUGGGCUUCACCCUCAUGCCAACCUUUCAUUUCUUGGCACACCGAGAUUAACCUAGGAAGUGGCAUUAACUAUAGUAUCCCGUUACAUUUCAACUUGGAAUCUAUGGUUACCAAGUUCAGAACAAGCCAGGAUCUUAAACUACAAUGUAAGUUGGUUGAGGUGGGUUUAAGAUCCUGGUUUGUUCUGAACCUGAUAACCAUAGUUGCCUGUUUCAGAAUUAUGUUAACAGGAAACUAAGCUUAAAGGAAGACUUCCUAGGUUAAUCUCAGUUUGCCAAGAAGGGAAGAGGUGGCAUAAGGACAGUGUGCGGGUUGAAAGGCUUGUUUAUAUCUCAGUUUAUUAAACUGAGAUUUGUACAUACAAACCUGGCAAGUUAGUGCGUGUGUGCAUGUGUGAGAGAGAAAGAAUAUGAACAACUAUAGAAGUAAGGCAUGUCAUCCACAUCUACAGGAAUGCCUUAAAUUGGCUGCCUUUUUCCAUGUGAUCCGUGUAAAAAGCAUAACUGUAGUACUUACCUAUGUCUGCAUAUUUGUCAUUGUUGUAUGCUGAUAACUUAAAAGAGGUCUAGGCAUCGAAAAUGCAGAAAAAGUAAGUGUUUCCAAUGAUGCUAUUCUGGCAACAAGUUUUACUUUGCAUAAUAGCAUAGAAAUAUGGAUGAUAGUGUAACCUGAUAAUUGGUAUUGUUCUUCUGAUGCAGAGUGGAGUGAAAAAAAGCAUUGUGGAGAUGGAAAAACAUUCAACUGCAUAGUAUGUGUGUUGAAAAAAACGUUUGCAGCAGCUUUAAUCUUACAGGUUUCUGUUAGGAGCUCUCUUCUGUGUUGGCUUUUUCUAUACUAUAUAACAUUUUGGGGAAGGUUUUGUUGUCAUACGUCUGUCAAGGUUAUUUUCUCAUUGAAAUGUCACAGUAUCUGUUUGUAUCAGCCCUGACUUUAGAUCACUUUGCAACGUGAGCCAUUAGAAAGCCUUUGGAUUUAAUGGAUUAUUAUUAUUAUUAUUAUUAUUAUUAUUAUUAUUAUUAUUAUUUCUUCAUACAUGCAGUCUGAACAUUCAGAGGGCAACUAGUCAAGAUGAUAUGAGAUAUGUGACUAGGGGUGCUUUUAUGGUAUAUCGCCCUGCCUCAUUCAUGAAAUUUCCCCAAAGGUCUAGACAGUGUCAUCUUCCAUGUGUAACCCAGUGCUUUCUUACCAAAGAAAAUCCAUUGAGAGAGAGACAGAAUAGCUGUACAUUGCCUUUUGACUAGUAGCCGUUCUUCCAGAAGCACCCUAAUUUUCAUGCAUCAUGAUGAUGCAGCUGAGCCAGGGGAGGAAGGGACAGUUAAGAUUGGGUGCUGUAGGAGCAAGGUUUAACCUCCCCACACCCAAUGCUGUCUUUAUCCAUGCUAUCUUCCGGGUUGAAAUCUCCUCCUCCCGCCCCACCCCCUCUCUCACACACAUUUGCCAUUAAAAAAAUAAUUAGUGGGAGAUCCAACCAUUAUUAGUAUGGCCAAGAUUGUGUACAAACCCAUGGGGCACGUUAAACUGCCCUGGGAUUGGUAUUCUGAAGAGGGGUAUCUAAACCACUUUCAGUAAAUACAGAAAUAGUUUCCUCAGUUUUGCAAUAGUCCAGAAAUGUGUUACUGCUAUGUGCAUCCCUCAGUAAUUCAGAUAUGUGUGUACUGUAUAGACUAAUACUGUUAUGAUAUAUCUCAAUCAGUGUUCUUCACCAUGAUAAUCCAGGUUCUGUGCUAAGAAAAUCUGUGUAAAUGAUGCAAAAGCCAUUUCCCCCCAACAUGACUUACUACACUGUUGUUAGCCGUUGGCAAUAACUCUUUGUCCAUCCCAAUGGCUCACAAAAAUGUAAUAGGUUAUGAUAGAAAUAUCUGCUUUGUAGAGUCCUGAAAUACCAUGAUCUUGACAGGUCAAAGGCUGAUCAGCCCCUACCACCUCCAUCUUCCGAGAUAGCACCAGGUAUUGUUCACAGUCCUUUCAAACCUGCCCUUGAAACCAUAAGUACUGGAGACUUGCUUUUCGAGUUCUAAUGAAAGCAGAGUUUCUUGAGGUAAUGAAUUCUGCCCCAGUUCCAAAUUCUGUACUUUGACUGUGUUUGCCCUAAAUAGUGGAGUAUGCACAGUUCUGUCACCAUAUUAAUGCCCAUCUUGCUUAGAGGCAAGUCAUCUGAGGUUACUGUCAUCUGAGGAUGAAUCUGAGGGCUCCAUUCAAGGUUGUAAUGCAAAAGGGAAGAAUGCUGUCCGGUCUAAACACUGACUUGUGUAUGCAUGUACGGGCAUAGCUCAUGGAAUUCUAAAGACUGUAUAGAGGAGGGUUGAUUCGCAUAAGUGUAUACAUCACUUGCUUUCUCAUCAUUUGAUUAAGUGGCUGAAUGGCUGAAUUAAAAAAAGUAUUAUGUUUCAGGUUGGGCUGGGCGAUAGUUUUGCCUUAAUAUUGAAUUUUGUGAUGGCUCAAUCACAUAUGCAAGUAAUCCCUUGAUGUAGCUAUUCUCCACUUCCUGACAUCUACAAUCCUUAGCAAGGCACCCAAGAGCCAAUGGGGAAGGAUUUGAAGGCAAACUCUUGAGACUGUGAGUGUGUGCGUCUGUAAAGUCACUAUCCCCAUAAUAUUGUCUUCCUCCCCAAAGUGCUCAGCUUUCACUAAUCAUUAUUUGCUGACAACUCAUCCCCUCAAAUUUUAAAUUUGGGAAAGUACUAUUACAGCUUAGUGCUUAUUGAUGAUCACCAAAGCUGCCUGUCUUCUGAGUCAGCAGACUUGGGUGUCCUGCUUUUAACAAAAAUGUGUCUGUUAGUUCAUGAAACAAAGAGGAAAAUGUUUGUUUCCCACCCGUCACCUCAGCCCUGACUUCUUUCUAUUCUAUACUACUUUUAGAAUACACAAGCCACUAUGAAUGUUAUGUUGUAUAUUAUUCAUAGCCUUUUUCAUGCAAGACGAUUUAAUAUUUUGUUGACAACAGUAGGUGGUGCUAGAAAACACUUCAUGUCUUCUAGCAGGGAGGGGGGGUACCACAUGUAAGGGAAAAUAUUGCCGGAUCUAUGUGGAUCAUAGCUAUCGGGGGGGGGGGGGCUCAAAACAAGGAUUUUAUUUAUUGAUUUAGUGUGCUAACUGUUUCAUUAUGUCCAAUCUUCCGUUUGUAUGUAUGUGAAUUAAGACAAAAAUAUAUAAAACAAUGGCCUGAGUUGAUUUAUAUUCUGUAGAUAUUUCUGUAUAAAUGAAGGUUCCCCAUUCCAAGAUGUGUGGCUAUACAUUAUGUAUAUAUUGGACUUUGAAAUAAUAAACAACAUGAACAAAUGUG
Molecule: messenger RNA, 9748 nt
Organism: Elgaria multicarinata webbii
Lineage: Eukaryota; Metazoa; Chordata; Lepidosauria; Squamata; Anguidae
Gene: CCDC186
Product: coiled-coil domain containing 186
Exons: 17
Coding region: 484-3201 (905 amino acids)
Biological process (GO): vesicle cytoskeletal trafficking
Cellular component (GO): trans-Golgi network
Molecular function (GO): small GTPase binding
Source: RefSeq, a predicted model, not a curated record